AGGCGAGGUCGGGGCUUUGAUUGCUCCCCUGGAGACUUCCGCUUUCCCAGAACGCUGGCUUUCCCCAGAAGGUAGGAGAGAAAGAUGACGAAGUUCCGGGAAGUGGUGACGUUCAAGGACGUGGCUGUGGUCUUCACCGAGGAGGAGCUGGGGCUGCUGGACUCCUCCCAGAAGACGCUGUACCGAGACGUGAUGCUGGAGAACUUCCGGAACCUGGUCUCUUUGGGUGGAUAUCAGUUCUUCAAGCCGGAUAUGAUCUCACAGUUGGAGAGAGAGGAGACGCUCCAGACCCAGGACGGCUGGUGUUCAGGAGGCAGAAAUCAAAAGGAGCUGGAGACUCCUGAAGCAGCAAUAAGAUGCCUUUCCCUGGGAGAGCUUUCAUGCUGGCAAAUCAGGGGACAUGUGAACAAAUUAACUCGCAGUCAAGACUUCGUGAUGAGUAGUCAAGGAAAGAGGGCUCGCUUCCCCAAGCCAAGGGAUCCCCCCUGCCAAGGCGAGGAAGGUGUUGCUGAAGAUGACAACUGUCUAACGGAUCAUAGAGGGGAUGAAUCCAAUGUUAUCAAAACUCAAGAAUUUCCAGCUGGGAGAACUCAGAAUUCCUGGAACAAAAUAUACCUGAGUGAGACCCAGAAUUUCCAAGGACAUUGUAUGCAAACUCAAAUGAAAACCAGAUUAUGUGUAUUUCCUCCCUGUGUGGACCUUUUCAGCUGCAUGUCACACCAUCACAACAAUGUCAUGUGCAAAAAGGACAAGACUUAUUACAACACUACCUAUGGGAAAGACAUCACCUUAACGAUAUCAUCGCUCAACCAGCAUAGUGGAAUUCUCCCAGGACAGAGAAGGUUCCAGUGUACAGAAUGUGACAGUGCCUUCAGUGAUCGCUCCAGCCUUGAACUCCAUCAGCAGCAGGUCCACUUGGGAAAGAAGCCCCCUACAUGUAGUGCACGAGGAAAGGGCGUCCGUCAUGGCUCAGGUAUUCCAGACCAACGAAGUGCCCGCAUGGGGAAAAAACGCUAUUGGUGUCAGGAAUGUGGCAAGGGUUUUAGUCAGAGCUCCAACCUGCAAACUCAUCAGAGAGUCCACACCGGGGAGAAACCCUACACGUGCCACGAAUGUGGUAAGAGCUUCAAUCAGAGCUCCCAUCUUUACGCGCAUUUGCCUAUUCACACGGGAGAGAAGCCCUACCGGUGUGACAGCUGUGGGAAGGGCUUCAGCCGUAGCACAGAUCUUAACAUUCACUGCAGAGUCCACACUGGCGAGAAGCCUUACAAAUGUGACGUGUGCGGGAAGGGCUUCACCCAGAGAUCACAUCUUCAAGCCCACCAGAGGAUUCACACCGGAGAGAAGCCAUACACAUGUGGGGAUUGUGGCAAACGCUUCAGCUGUAGCUCAAACCUUCACACCCAUCAGAGAGUCCACACGGAAGAGAAACCAUACAAAUGUGACGAGUGCGGUAAGUGCUUUAGUCUGAGCUUUAAUCUCCACAGUCACCAGCGGGUCCACACGGGAGAGAAGCCCUAUAAAUGUGAAGAGUGCGGUAAGGGGUUCAGUUCAGCCUCCAGUUUUCAGAGCCAUCAGAGGGUCCACACAGGCGAGAAGCCUUUUCGAUGUAAUGUGUGCGGGAAGGGCUUCAGUCAGAGUUCAUAUUUUCAAGCCCACCAGAGAGUCCACACUGGAGAAAAACCAUACAAAUGUGAGGUGUGUGGGAAGCGAUUCAACUGGAGCCUGAACCUCCACAAUCAUCAGAGAGUCCACACAGGGGAGAAGCCCUAUAAAUGUGAGGAAUGCGGUAAGGGUUUCAGUCAGGCCUCAAAUCUUCAAGCUCAUCAGAGCGUCCACACUGGGGAAAAACCAUUCAAGUGUGAAGCGUGCCAGAAGCGAUUCAGCCAAGCCUCCCAUCUUCAAGCCCAUCAGAGAGUCCACACAGGAGAGAAGCCCUAUACAUGCGAGACCUGUGGUAAGGCCUUCAGCCAGAGGUCAAAUCUUCAAGUCCAUCAGAUCAUUCACACUGGAGAGAAACCAUUUAAGUGCGAGGCGUGUGGGAAGGAAUUCAGUUGGAGUGCUGGGCUCAGUGCUCAUCAGAGGGUCCACACGGGGGAGAAACCAUAUACAUGUCAGCAGUGUGGUAAGGGCUUCAGUCAGGCCUCCCAUUUUCACACACAUCAGAGGGUCCACACUGGAGAGAAGCCGUACAUCUGUGAUGUCUGUUGCAAGGGUUUUAGUCAGAGAUCACAUCUCGUGUACCACCAGAGAGUCCACGGAGGAGGUCAUCUGUAGAGAUUGGAGGUGUGAUGGGGCCUGCAGUUAAAGUUCACAUCUUCAUUUCCACUGAAGAGUCCAUGCUCACUGUGCGAAGUGAUCCCUUGAGAACUUGGACGCCUCAUCAAAGGAUCUUAAGAGAGAUCGGUAUCUUUUAAGGACUCUGUUGGAAAGGAAUCCUUUCUAGCAUCAGAUUCCACAGAGAAGAGAAAACCUUAUUUGUUUAAUAAACAUGGUCAGUAUUUGUAGCUCCUGUUUAGGGAAGAAAAUUUUCAUCAUCUUAAUCGCCACCACAUAGAAUAUACAGUACCUGGAUAGCCAGCAAUGGUUGAAUAACAUGGAGGAAAGACCCCAUAAUUCAGACAAACGUGGAAAGUUUUCAUCCGUUUCCUACCCCAAAUUUGUAUUAAAAUAUACUCAGAAAGAAUUCUGCAAGUAUUCUUAACAUUACUUUCAAGAAACCAACAUUAACCAAGCUGCCAAAGUCAUGUGAUAUUGUUAUCCACAGUAAUACAAAUUUGAAAGGCUUUGAAUGGCUUCAUUCAUCCAGUUUCCGUUCCGUGUCCAGUAUCAUCAAUUGCGUAUGGUAUAACUUUUAAUAUCAUUAGUUUGUAUUUUGUAGACUUUUUUUUUUAACUGAUGAGCCCCUGCAGUUUACACAACUGAAUUGUCCAGCUCCCACUAAGGUAGGGUUUUCUUGUAUCUCUGAAUUACUUAGCAACAAAAUAGUUUCUUAGUAAACUUGAGUUGAUAAUAA
Molecule: messenger RNA, 3016 nt
Organism: Echinops telfairi (small Madagascar hedgehog)
Lineage: Eukaryota; Metazoa; Chordata; Mammalia; Afrosoricida; Tenrecidae
Product: zinc finger protein 235
Exons: 5
Coding region: 85-2277 (730 amino acids)
Biological process (GO): regulation of transcription by RNA polymerase II; central nervous system development
Cellular component (GO): nucleus
Molecular function (GO): RNA polymerase II cis-regulatory region sequence-specific DNA binding; DNA-binding transcription factor activity, RNA polymerase II-specific
Source: RefSeq, a predicted model, not a curated record